AUGGCUCGGGGCAAGCAAACCCGGGCAAACUCGGGCAAGUUAAGACCCUCCCUCAUUGUCAGAGUCGCGAUCAGGAGAAUAGGUCCUGCGCGGUCAUCCGCUCCGAGACGUCUGGCCCUGGCCCCGUCUCAUUUUUGCCCCUGGUGUUGGGUCCAUGACUCAGCUCGCCUGGUAUGCCGUGUUGUAGCGCAUUUUUAAUCGUUUAAAUAUCAUUGGUGCGCCACUGCCAACAGUGGACGAAGCAUGA
Messenger RNA from Chondrus crispus (carragheen), 247 nucleotides. RefSeq lists its product as hypothetical. The record is from RefSeq and is a predicted model, not a curated record. The transcript is spliced from 2 exons. NCBI's taxonomy places the organism in Eukaryota, Rhodophyta, Florideophyceae, Gigartinales, Gigartinaceae. The coding region runs from base 1 to 198 and encodes 65 amino acids.